Psylliodes chrysocephalus is the source of this 4849-nucleotide messenger RNA. The record is from the annotation of a GenBank genome assembly. Lineage: Eukaryota; Metazoa; Arthropoda; Insecta; Coleoptera; Chrysomelidae.
UGUUUGACAAAUUUUCACUUGAUAUAAAUGUCAAAAUUUACACAUACACACUCGAGCAUGGAGAACCAGUCAUAGGAAAAUUCUCCUAAGCUUCACCCCUUACCUCAAGGCCCCCUUUACCGUCGCGGCCCAUAGCCAAAUGUCGCGACCCCCUCUUUCCUGUCUGGGUGUUUAUGUAGCUUUGAUGGACAUAACCUCUAAUAUUUGUGUAAAUAACUAUACGAAGUAGUGAUGUGGUUUUCAAAGAGAUGUUCCUGUAAUAAUGAACAAAUAUCAUUUUAGUAAUUUUAAGUAAAUUAUUUAACUAUGGCCGUUAGCAGUUGGAUGAUUAGACAUCAAAACAGAUAUAAUAGGUCAGCGAGGCAUAAUAAACAGGAAGAUGUGCUGGCACAGUUACAAAGUUUAGGUCCUCAAGGAAGUUACAAGAAAUUGUUGGACAAAAUAUGUGAUCAAAAUGCAAAAGAAGAGGUACUUUUCAAUUACCUCAAUGCAUUUGUCAAACUUACAUUAAAACAUGGGGACGACUUUGGAUACAGCAUUGAAGAAAUCUUAACAUGUCUUAGAAUUCCUCUGACUCACAAUUCAGCACAAAUAAGAAUGGCUGGUCUAAGAUGUAUACGACAUAUGCUUAAAACUGAGAAUGAUGUUGUACAGUUAAAUAAAUUAUUAAUACCUUAUUUAUUAACAAGGUCACUUGAUCUAAUUUUAAGAAAUGAUAUAGAAAGAAUAGAGGCCAUGAAGUUAAUAAGAAAAAUGUUGAUAAUAUCACCAUCAACGUUUGACAUUUCAUUAGCAAGAUGCCUAGUUUCUUUAGCAUAUGAAGGUGCAGAAGCAAAAGACAGAAUGCUUCGGGUAUGUUUGGCCACUCUGUCAGAAUUGGGUGUAUUAAAUUCUAAACUUUUUAUUGCAUCAGGAGGAGUCACAGCAAUAUCUAGAAAUCUUUUAGAAUGUCAAAGCCCCAAAAUUGCAGAAUCACUUUGUGGGGUUCUUUUACUACUUUUAGACAAACCCUCAACUAGGAACCAUGCAGCUGUAGACUUGCAUAGUGCAGCUGCUCCUUUUUGCGAUUUUCACUAUAAACAUGGAGCCAAAGACAAAAAUAAAAGAGAUGAAAGAGAAUUGAGAUUAAAUUGUGCAAGAUUGUCAUUAUUAACAAUUUUAAGAAGUUGGCCUGGUAUUUUACAUUUUUGUAGCCCACUUGACAGGGGUGGUUUUAGAGCAAUUGUGGAAGUAUUGUACUUACAACAACUCGAAGUUAGAAAAUCAGUAUUAGAUCUCCUGUAUGAACUCUUGGGACUGUCUCAACCAGAAUGGUCCGACGAAUUAUCUGUAGCCUUGAGUGCAGUUGAUCCAUGUGAACCUCAAGCCUCUUGGAGGUUGGGCGAAGGUUUUGUUGUAGCAGAAGCACGAUCUGUUUUGCCGCAUCUGGCGAAAACUACUCCGAGUCCUACUGACAUGCAUCUCUCUCUUCUUUUAUACUGUUUUUUGGAAAACGGUCUUUUGGCAGCCUUAACUGAAGUAAUUGCCACUAGCGAUACUUUUAUAUGCGUUAGAGCUUCUAUUUUACUAGGUGAACUUUUAAGACUUAUUCAAGUAUUACUACCUCCUGGAUGUUGUAAUGUAUCGCCAUCUCUUCCAGCUUUACUAGAUUAUGCAACCAAGAGCAAACCUCAAGCUAUAGCUGCCAUUACAGCCCUUGAACAACUCCAUAUGUUAAUGAAAAGAAGACCAGCCUCUUAUAGUCUUCAUUUAGACUACAUAAUAAGAAAUAGUGUUCAUAAAAGAAAUGAACACAAACAUGUCAAACAUUCCAAACGCAGACAUGGCAGCAGUUUUCAAAGGAAACUUCAUCAGUUGGUUUUAAAAGAUGGUGAUGAUCCAGUUAAAGAAACUGGUGUUUUAACAAGUAAUGAUGCGUACACUUGGGAUUGGAAUUUGAUUAAUAUUAUUCUUAAGGGUGAAAAUAACGCAAGAAUAGAUCUGAACGACCUCGCUCAUCGAACAUUCAUCAAAAAGCUAUUAGAAUUCUACAUGCCUUCUAAAAACAAAUACUCACACAUGGACUUGGGCACCACCAAAUCUUCAAUUAUUUAUACUACAGCUGGCAUAGAACUUAUCAACUUCUUGGUAGAUCAAAGAGACACUGAUUAUAACGGAUUAAAACCUCUCAAUAUGAUUGAUGACCUGUUUAAAGAUAUUUUGAACAAUAUUAAUAAAAUUACUACGAGCAGGAGUGUUCAUGAUUGCUUGUUCAGUCCAGCUCAUAUGUUGAGUACGCAGUGUCAGAGCUAUUUUUUGUUUAUCGGACAAUUUGCUAGGACAGAAAUAGGUAUUAAAGCGUUGGAAAAGAUCAACAUGUUUAAGAACUUGAAAGAACUAGCAACAACCACAAAUCACGAUUAUUAUGUCAAGCUAAUAAUCUCCUCUUUGGAAUACAUUUUUCCUGGUCCAUCCCGCGAAAUUCUAGAAGCAGUUUUAUCAUGUAACCAAGAAAGUUCCCGUCUAUAUGCCACACAAUUCUUGCACGUACUCCUACGAGCUGGCAAUCCCUUGUUUUCCUCAUGGGCAAUUCAGUUAUUGGUUAAUCAACUUUAUGACAAAUCGAGAGCGAUCUACUCAUCAGCUUUGGCUACAUUGCACGAAGCUUGUGAACUGUCAGAGUGUUUAGAGGCUUUGAUAGAGAUCAAUCCUAAUUUGGAAAGUCUGGGGGAAAAAGGAACCAUACUCUCUGUGCGGUUUUUAUCUCUGGAGAGCGGAUUUAAAAAAGUUGGUAAAGAGAAAGUUGGACUAGAAAUUAAGAAAUGGGAUGAGACAUUUUGUAGCAGGUAUGUAAAACUGAUUGAAGGAGACAUUUGUGAUGCGCUGACAUUACAUCAACGCAAUGACAGUGGUAAAUAUGACAAGAGAUCUAGUUCUUUAAGAAACACAAAUAGAAAAGACGUUUUUCUGUCGCCACACUUAUAUGGGCAGCUAGUUCAGCAUGUACAGGGCUUUGAAUCGCUUAUAAGUCAAGGAAAAACUAAUAAAAUGCUAGAAACCAUCAAUCAGGCGAAAUGUAGCACCGACGAAGAAAUUUUACAUUUGAAAGCCGCCAUUUGGGCUUUGGGCCACAUGGGUACGUCAAAUAGAGGAUUUGACUAUUUAACGAACUUUGGAAUAGUUGAAAUCAUCAUAGGAUUUGCAAAAUAUUCACCUGUGUAUUCAAUUCGAGCUACAGCUUUUUACGUUUUAGGACUUCUAGGAACCACUCCGGCAGGAGCAGAUGAUUUGAGUCGAAAAGGUUGGUUAUGUACGAGACAUGAUAGGCACGACAACUGGCCUAUUAUCCACGAAGAAAUGGAAGACUGGUUUUAUGGUAGAAAUCCCAGUGUGUCGACGUCUGAAGAUAUAAUUUCUUGGAAUAGCCCAUUAAUGAGAGAGAAUGAUUUUAUUCCAGAAGAUGAAGAUUGUCCUGAAGAGCGGCAGGAUUUUUUAAGGUCUCCUACUUCAUCAGAAGGUAGAAGGGUGAGACAGUCCACUCUACCAGCUAGCAGAAGACCACCAUUUAUGUUCCAUAAAAGAUCACUGUCGGAAUCGAAGACAUUUGAAACCAACAAUGGUUUUUUCGAUGACAUUCGCCCUCCGUCUGUACCAUUGACUACAACCCAUAGAUACAGAAAUAGUUCCAUGACAGAUUCGAAUACUUCCGGUGUAAGUUCCUGUGAUUCCUUAGCCAACAAAGCUGCAACCCAUGUUAAUUAUGUCAAGACUUUAAGCACUAUUCCUAGUUCCUCUAGUUUAAUUACUUUACAAAUACCUCCUCAGUUCAAAAGAGUAUCUCACAGGAUAUCAUCCACGAGUACUACAAAUUCUGAUGUAUCUACUUCAUCAUUAACUGGAAGCACGUCAAAUCAAUUGAGUGUACAAAAUCUUAUUGGUUAUAAAACUCUUAAAAUGUUGAGAUUGAUGGAUGGAAUGAAUUUGGAGAAAUGGAACUUCGAUGAUUAUUAUUGGUAUAAUUCAACAUCACAUCCAAGGCCCGACAGUUCCUUAAUAGACGAUUUCAAUCUCUUCGACUCUAGUUUCACAUCGGGUUUCAGCUUCCCAAAGUUCGAUAUCGAUGCACCGCCAUUUCAGGACGAUAAGCGGUAUAUGGGCAUCUGUCUCCCGAAAGUUCUUAUGGAAAUAUUUCCUGCACACGAGGAAACAAGAGAUCCAAAAUUUCUUCCAGAUAGUAUAGCCAAAAACCCAAUUGAUACGUCGAGGUGGAAGCAUUCUAGGAAACAUUGUUUCGUUUGUAGUCAAAUCGAGCAAAGUCAGAUUGUUGAGUAUAUUGAUGAUCCUGUAAAAGUAGAGAUACUCGAAAACGUCGAACGCUUGGCCAAUCCAAUUUCAAACAAAUACAUCAAAUCCCAUUUGAUACGUUACAAACAGCGUGAACCUGAUGCAUUCAAAGACAUUUGCGUCUACUCGGAAGUAUGUAAAAUUGUUUCGGAAAGUAUCUACAGAUCGCCCACACGGAGAGUUUUGCACGAAUUGUUUUUGGACGUCGAUUUUCUACUUUUAUAUAGAAGGCCACAAAGUAUACUGGAAUUCCAAAGAAAUGGAGAAAGUAGUCCUCAAGAAAAUAGUGAUAAAUCGGUGAGUUCCGAUAAUAGAAGUAGUUCAAGUGCAGCUACUAGUCCAACUGAACCUUUGAAAACUUUGGAUUCGCUCAGACUUACUUUCAAUGAGAACAAGUUUCCUAUAAGAAAUAAAAAAGAGUGAAUUAAAAAAAGUAUUUAUCGGAUAUUUAAUGUUUUUUUUUUAUAUUGUUUUUUUGAAAGUGUUCAGAAUAUUUUUUUAAGAUAACAGUUCCCAUGAAUGAUAU